This is a messenger RNA of Saccostrea cuccullata (small rock oyster), 944 nucleotides long. RefSeq lists its product as uncharacterized. Lineage: Eukaryota; Metazoa; Mollusca; Bivalvia; Ostreida; Ostreidae. The coding region runs from base 58 to 606 and encodes 182 amino acids. The transcript has 4 exons. The record is from RefSeq and is a predicted model, not a curated record.
CAGAUCUAGAUCAAUCGAGGACAUUUUUUUUUUACCUGAGUUGAUAUCAUACGUAUCAUGGCCUGGACAGCAUUACCAAAGACGAAAGAUCAAUUAAAGGAGAAAAACUUGAAGUUACGUAAAGAAUUAGACGACCUACGUCGACAGUAUGAAGUUAACGUGUACAGUGUUAUUGAGAAUCUGAAGACGCAGUAUUACCGGACAAAACUGGACCCCUGUCGCUAUGAAAGGCUGAAAGAAAGCAUCAAAGAAGCUACGAGUGAUGAGAACUUAGAACAAACUGAUGUCGUUCCAGGGAAAGAUAUAUCUGAACCCGUCGUCGGAUUUGUGGAAAGUAGUCGGGAAUUAGCUGAACGGAUGAAAAGGAGUGCGCAACACGAGAGAGAAAUCUCAAACAUGCAAAAAACGGAAAUUGAAGUUCAGAUCGAAGAUCUAAACCGCCACAUUCAACGUUACGACAGCAGAUUUAAACGGGCACACAACAAGCUGCGCGCGCUCAGACGGGAAUAUGGCGAUUCCAAACGGCACCUACCUCCAGAACGCUACCGUCUGCUAAAGAGAAUGAUUAAAACUGUUAUAAAAGACAGCGAACUGACACCAGAUUGAUUAAGAUGAUUUUUGGGUGGUGGGGAGGGGCGGUGGCUCCAAACUGGAGCAGUAAUAACAGUAACAGUCCUGCUGGUACAUGGAUUAUUUAUUGCUAUUUUCUCGAUUGUUAUUUCCAACGGCUGACGAGUAACCAGUUGCUAUAACGUAACGACUCCACAAUCGUUAUAUAUUUACUAGUAUACAAAUGUAUUGGGUUCCUUAUAAAUCUGUCAGUAUAUUCUUUAAUUGGUAAAAAAAAAUAAAGCAGAAUUUGAAGUUGUGUUUUUUGCUAGUAGGCUAUAUGCUAGAGUAUGACAAUUCAUGACUUCUCCCACUAUGCUAUAUUAUUUAUCAGU